AAUGUCUCUGAAGUGCUUUUGGAUUUUUAAAGGAGCUAGAGAUCUGUUAUGUAUUAAUAAGAAAUACAAACAAGCCUUGUGUACCGAGAAGGACCUUUGUUAUACGUUACACUAUAUAUUUCAGUUUUACACAAAGACACAGUUCCUGCUCAGAGGACCUGCCAGUGAUAACAGAAACUAUAUUUUUAGAAUCUACUCUCUUCUGUUAGCCCACAGAGUUAUAUUUCUGUACUGGCAGCUCCCAACAACCCAUAAGUCUCUCUCAAUAUUUUAUCCAUCAUGACAAGAGCCAGAUGAUAGGCUCAAUACAUCAACCUAAAGAGAAUUAUAAAUGUGUCUGGUAAAGGGUAUUCACUCCGAACAGAACCUCAGUCCUAUCGACUUCUGUUGCUGAAUCUUUUAAACACAGGAAGCUAAGAAUUUGGAUUCUGGCAUUUUUCUCAUUGGCUGUAAGGGCAGAGCCUUCCCCCACCCCAGCUGAGUGAAAAGAAAAGGCAGGAUCAUGUAACAUUCACUCUUUGGAGUGACCUACACACAUAGACCAUGGAUUCCUCUGGAAAGCCGGUUCUUUAUAGUUAUUUCCGAAGUUCCUGCUCUUGGAGAGUGAGAAUAGCACUGGCUCUGAAGGGAAUUGCCUAUGAUCAGGAACCAGUGAACCUCUUGAAGGAUGGGGGACAGCAGUUUUCUACAGAAUUCCAGGCAGUGAAUCCAAUGCAGCAGGUCCCAGCCCUGAAAAUCGAUGGCAUCCUCCUGUCUCAAUCUCUAGCCAUAAUUCAGUACUUGGAAGAGACCCGGCCCAACCCCAGCCUGCUGCCUCAAGAUCUGAAGAAGAGAGCCCAAGCCCGGAUGAUUUCAGAUCACAUUGUUUCUGGCAUUCAGCCCUUGCAGAACCUGAGUAUGCUGAAACGAGUGGGAGGGGAGAAGAAGUUGGAAUGGGCUCAACACUAUAUCACAUGUGGUUUCCAAGCUCUAGAGCGGAUCCUGCAGCACACAGCUGGGCAUUACUGCAUUGGGGAUGAGGUUUCAAUGGCUGACUUGUGUUUGGUCCCUCAGGUUUACAAUGCUGAGAGAUUUAAAGUGGAUCUGACUCCAUACCCCACCGUAACAAGAAUCAAUAAAGCCCUUCUGGAAUUAGAGGCAUUCCAAGUUAGCCACCCAUGCCGGCAGCCUGAUACCCCUGCAGAGCUACGAGCAUAAGGCCUUCUUACAAGCUGGCUCUAUUCCUCUCUAAAGCAGGAGGGCAGAGGUGGCAGAGAAAUGGAUCGCACCCUGCCCACAGAAGGAAAACAACACUCAUUUGCUCAGUGGGGAGCCAUAGCACCGCUGCAUCUUUGCCAGCUGAACAGAAGGAAAGAGAAAGAGUGAUCACUCCCACCCUUUUACUCUGAAAGAAGCUGUGGGUGGCCCAUUGCAUGGGAGGGAAAGGUCGUGCUUACCCUGAUCAUGUUUCAUUGCCUUCAAUCUCACCAUGCAGCAGAUUAAAGGAAAAGCAUUGAUGGCUA
Molecule: messenger RNA, 1502 nt
Organism: Pelodiscus sinensis (Chinese soft-shelled turtle)
Lineage: Eukaryota; Metazoa; Chordata; Testudines; Trionychidae
Gene: GSTZ1
Product: glutathione S-transferase zeta 1
Biological process (GO): glutathione metabolic process; L-phenylalanine catabolic process
Cellular component (GO): cytoplasm; mitochondrion
Molecular function (GO): maleylacetoacetate isomerase activity; glutathione transferase activity
Source: RefSeq, a predicted model, not a curated record